ACGGCUCAGCAGUCGCUCUAUUUAAAGAGGCAACGCCAUGGCUCACGGGCACGUCAGACGGGAGUCUGUGGAAACGGAGAUGCACAAGUCGGAAGACAAAGCGAAGACGUUCGUUUACACGAAGAAGAGAGGCUACGAUGUGACCCGGAACCCCUACCUGAACAAGGGCAUGGCUUUCUCCAUGGAGGAGCGUCUCCAGCUGGGGAUCCACGGCCUGCUGCCUCCCUGCUUCAUCAGCCAGGACGUCCAGCUUCUGCGAGUGCUCAAGAACUACGACAUGAAGAGAGAUGACCUGGACAGAUACGUGUUCCUGAUGGGGCUCCAGGACCGCAACGAGAAGCUCUUCUACCGUUUGAUCACCUCGGAUGUUGAAAGGUUUAUGCCCAUCAUUUACACCCCCACCGUUGGCCUGGCCUGCCAGCAAUAUGGCCUCAUAUUCAGAAGACCCAGGGGUCUGUUCAUCACGAUUCAUGACCGCGGCCACAUUGGUUCGAUUCUUCAAAACUGGCCAGAAAAGGACAUUAAGGCUGUGUGUGUGACUGACGGAGAGCGGAUCCUGGGGCUCGGAGACCUGGGCUGCCAUGGGAUGGGCAUCCCAGUGGGCAAGCUGGCCCUGUACACGGCCUGCGGAGGCAUGCCGCCGCAGCAGUGCCUGCCUGUCAUGCUGGAUGUGGGCACAGAUAAUGAGGCCUUGUUGAAGGACCCCCUCUACAUCGGGCUGAGACACAAACGAGUGCGAGGUCAGGCCUACGACAACCUGCUGGACGAGUUUAUGAAAGCUGUGUCAGACAGAUACGGAAUGGACUGUCUGAUUCAGUUUGAGGACUUUGCGAACGUUAAUGCCUUCCGCCUGCUGAGCAAGUACCGCAACAAGUACUGCACGUUCAACGAUGACAUCCAAGGCACUGCAGCAGUAGCAGUUGCUGGACUUUUGGCUGCUCUCCGCAUCACCAAAAGCAAAAUGUGUGACCAUACCAUUGUGUUCCAAGGAGCAGGAGAGGCAGCGAUGGGGAUUGCUGAGUUGAUCACCAUGUCCAUGGAGAAGGAGGGACUCUCUAAGGAGGAGAGUUUGAAGAAAAUCUGGAUGGUUGAUUCCAAGGGUCUCAUUGUGAAGGGCCGAGACCACCUGACCCACGAGAAGGAGAGGUUCGCUCACAGUCAUUCACAGAUGAAAAGACUUGAGGACGUGGUCAAAGAACUGAGACCCACAGCCAUCAUCGGAGUGGCAGCAGUGGCCGGAGCCUUCUCUGAGCAGAUCAUCAAGGACAUGGCGUCCUUUAACGAACGCCCAAUCAUCUUUGCGCUGAGCAACCCCACCAGCAAAGCUGAAUGCACUGCUGAGCAGUGCUACUCGCUGACUGAGGGCCGGGCCAUCUUUGCCAGCGGCAGCCCGUUUGACCCCGUCACCCUGCCUGAUGGGAAGACUUUAUACCCCGGUCAGGGCAACAAUGCUUACAUCUUUCCUGGAGUGGGCUUGGGCGUCACUGCUUGUGCGAUUCGACAUGUGACCGAGGAGAUCUUCUUGACAGCAGCAGAGGCUCUGGCUCACAUGGUGACGGAUGGAGACCUGGCAGAGGGAAGACUCUAUCCUCCUCUCAGCUCCAUCAGACACGUGUCUCUUAAACUCGCCGCCAAGAUCAUGGAGUACGCCUACGAGCACAACAUAGCCACCCUUCGCCCUGAGCCCUCCGACAAGGACGCCUUUGUUCGCUCUCUAUGUUUCAAUACCGACUACGACGACUUUACAGCCGACACGUACCACUGGCCGGAGGACUGCAUGGCUGUGCAGUCAUGUAAACUUUAAUAAAAGUGUAAAGUAACAGCCGCUGUGCAAUGUCAUCACAAAAUCGGAAGAAAAGCUGCAUCAAAAUAAAUGUUAAUCUAACUCA
This is a messenger RNA of Oryzias melastigma (Indian medaka), 1889 nucleotides long. RefSeq names its product malic enzyme 1, NADP(+)-dependent, cytosolic (gene me1). Gene Ontology annotation, molecular function: malate dehydrogenase (decarboxylating) (NAD+) activity; malate dehydrogenase (decarboxylating) (NADP+) activity; NAD binding. The transcript is spliced from 14 exons. NCBI's taxonomy places the organism in Eukaryota, Metazoa, Chordata, Actinopteri, Beloniformes, Adrianichthyidae. The record is from RefSeq and is a predicted model, not a curated record. The coding region runs from base 38 to 1804 and encodes 588 amino acids. Gene Ontology annotation, cellular component: mitochondrion. Gene Ontology annotation, biological process: pyruvate metabolic process; malate metabolic process.